UCAUAUCGUUUUCUAUAUGAUAAACACCAGUAAACCAGAGGCAUUUGGAAUAGUCAUCACUCUGAUGUGAGCCAUUGUUCUUUAUACAAGCAUCAUAAUGGGAUAAUGAGUUUUUUGAACAAACUCUCAGAGCUUAAACCGCUAAUUCAAGAUAAACAUCCAGCAAAAAGGGAUCAUUCUCUCGUUACAGUAUCGCUUACGGUACGAACACAAUUUGUGCUGUAUAUUUUGAAGAAUCACAUUAAUUACUGUCCAUUCGCGUCUAACUCGUAGUUACUCUUCAUGAACAUCAGGUACAGGAAAUAAAAACUUCAGUUUUAGAGGAGGCGUUCAACGUGGGGAAGCCUUUUCAAAUGAACUGAAUUACUUCAUGAAAAGAAAAUGUAAAAUAGCUUGGAAGAAAACCUGAAGACAUAGCGAGACUCUACGGAAAGCUAGAUCCUGACUUUCUGCAUUGAAUUGGUAAAUUAUUUAGCUCUGAAUCCUAAAGAAAUGUGUGAUUCACCAGUUGACCAAGAGAUGGACUCCAUGAACAGUACAUCACCUAUAACGAACAGAAAAGAGACGGUGGCUAUCUGUGAGUCUCAAAAUCCAAAUACUAAGAAGAAUAAGAGCAAGAGAAUUAUGAUCAUGUGUGUACUGCUCGCCAUUGGGGGAAUUACUUGUUGUAUUGUUGGAGUCGUAUAUUUCGAGAAAGCAAGGCAGUUGUCUGAUAGCAGCAAGAAUGAACAAAACCAGAAAACAGGUCCUGACACAAAGCAAUCAGGAAAACCAGAGAAUGGAGGAACAUGUGCAUUGUCAAAAGAAGUUCAAAGUUCAGGCCUGGUAAAAUUCUUCAACAAAGUCGAAAAUGCAUACUUCAAACUCCACCCUCACGAAAUCCCGUACAAGUAUGGAGUGACCCGCGAGGAAAUCGUACUAAAUUACCAUUGGUAUGAUCCGAAACCCGCAACCAUUAAAGCCAUCACAGACGCAGCGGAGUCUUUGUCACAAGAGCUAAAAAAACUUAACAUCAGAAGAGAAUUAUUAAAGCCGAGAGAAGCUAAAGUUCUAAGCAGUGUAGAGCAUUUUCUGGAGCAAAACUUUGGAAGCGCUUAUGACAAUGGUUACUACACAGGAGAAUGGAUGUUAGGUCCUAGCCGUUUCUGCUACAUGCAGCUACUGUCAAAACUUCAAUUCUCUUUCAAAGCAUUCCUUUUCAAAAUUCAGCCUCGCACAGUCGAAGAUAUAGAACUCAUCACCAAGGUCUUGAAGGGCAUGCGCGAUGGUAUCAACCAAUAUCGACAGAAUCUAGAAAUGGGGGUCAAGGUUGGCAUGGUAAAUUCUAUCGAGGAAUGCAUAGCAGGCUAUGACUGUCUAGUCAACGAGUUUCCUUUUAUAGGCUCUGACCCUUCACCUGAAAAUAUCUUAAAAGAACAUGCAGGAAUUAUGUUUGUUAAUCAACACGUUUACGAGUUGUGGUUUAAAAAUGCUACCGAGCCUUGGCGUCGAAAGUAUGGAACGUCAUUAGUGAGUUUUCUUAAAGACGUGGCUGUUGAGAAUCUUGGAAAACCGCUCGCUGACCUCUUUCUGUACCUUUCUGGCGACUACAGAAACCACUGUGUUCCUAGUAAUGUAUCCAGUGGUCUUGCGACAAGACCAGUCUCUUAUGUCUACACAAACGGAGUGGCAAACCUGUCUCAGCCGACCACCCAGACACUACCGACGGGAGAGAAAGCAAACGGGAAAAAGGCUUAUGAAAGAAUCAUAAGAUUUUUUACCACAACCAACUCGACACCAGACGAAGUUCACGAGCUCGGAUGGAAAGUUCUUCGAACACUCUACCCUCAAGUUAUCGAGAUAGCAAAGAUAGUAACAAAUAAAGAGAACGAGGUCCAAGCCGUGGUUAAUUUCCGCAAGUACAUCAACUCCAGCGAGAUGUACUUUAACAAGGAACCCUUCCCAGCAAACGAGUCGGAUGAACAUGCUCACAAAUUCUGUUCAAAGAUGUCAAGUGCCAAGAUCCUUUGCCCUGUGCGUUACAAAACUCUCCAGGAAUGGUUCAGCUACACACGAAGCACUCUCAGCAUGUUACGACCACGAAUACUACACAUGUUUUACUGGUUAGUAGGCCCCAAGAAGACAACACCAGUCUGCCCUGUCUCUAUGCAAGCAAACUUUCAGCCCACGUCUGCUUCACAAAGCUACCGUCCAAGUGGACCGACGUGCCACUUUCCAGGAACGUAUUUUGUACCUUUCUUUCUGGAUAGGAUGGGACCGAAGUACUCUGAAUGGUCUGUCAAUGCACAUGAGGCAUUACCUGGACACCAUCUUCAAUCACAAGGAAGAUUCGAAAAUUUCUUAAGAAAUGACAAGUGUGUACCUCUUCUUGGUGCUCUGAUCCGCUCGCAAUACUCCAACGAGGCGUUUACCGAGGGAUGGGCCUUGUACGCAGAGGAUCCUUUGAUUGCAAAAGACACCAAUACCUACGAUGGUGAACCAUUACAGAAGUAUGGGAUGCUCAAAUGGCAAAUAUGGCGCGCACUUCGUCUGAUUGUCGACACUGGUGUACACUACAAAGGGAUGACGCGACAAGAAGCUCUUAAACUAUUCAGUGAAUACGCCUGGGAUGACAGCGACGUUGCCCAAAAGGAAAUGACUCGAUAUCAGAGCGGUCCUGGACAAGCGACCGCGUACAUGAUUGGUCAGCGUGCAAUCAUAAACAUGCGCAAAAAGGCCGAACAAAAGCUUGGAAGCAAGUUUAACUUGAAAGACUUUCAUUAUUACAUCCUAUCGUGCAGUCCUGCACCUUUGAAAUUCGUAGCGCAUCAGAUUGACAGGUAUAUAGAUUGCGAACUGGAUAGCCAAGGGCCAGGCUGUGAACAUUUCCUGGUUAACACAACCAAGUCAAUGACGUCUUCCAAUGCUAACAAACAGUAUUCGAUACUUGAUGACGAGACUUUGAAUGCACCGGGCAUCCAUGAACUAUGAAUAUCUACAAUCAGUUGAUCUCAUGCAAAAAGGCUGUGCCUUGAUCAUAAGAGUUUUAUAUCGAAGCUCCUGUCUGCACAAAAAUAAGGUCAAUACGGCUCUUAUUUCUUAGGGCAUGUGAAAGGGUCAGCCAUUUGUAAUACUAUAGGUUCACCAAGUACUUUGGCCAACCCCACUCACUCAUGCCCUGAGCCAAGAAACUUCAGAUCCAAAAGCCCUAAGUAGCAGAAUUUGAAACUGGAGUACGUGUUGACUUUUAAUCUCUAUAGCAGUAUCACAGUAGAUCAUCAAGGCACUACUUCGACGAUACGGCGGCCAUCUUACCAGGUCAUCUCGUAUGUCUUUCUUUUAUGGAUAAAGGUGAUAGAUAUGCCUACUUAAUUCAUCUUUUCUUGUAUUCUGUUGUGUAGGGCUGUUAAUAUCGAUUUAAGUCAUUACUGUACCAAAGCUUUAUUUACCCCCUGGACGCCCCAUAAUGCCUUGCGAUCCAAGAUGGUCAUCGUGUCGUCGAAGUAACCAAUUGCCUAUGAUGUGGCUAGAUUCAGUAUUAAUGAAUUUUGUAUGGGAUAUUCAGUAUAGCGACAGUAUUAUACCAACCAACAUGAUUUGAUAGACCUAUGGUAURCCUAUGAUUUAAUACUACCAUUCUCAAAUAAUAUUCUGCAAACUUGGUAGUUGAAAGCUGCAUGCCAAAAUUUGAUUUUGAUUUUUCGCUGCCAUUAUUCAAAAAUAAUCAUUCAAUCUCUUUUAUAUUUUUGACCGGUAGCAGCAAGCCGUUAAAAUGUCUGCAGUAACCAUUGUCAGAAAGAUGCAACACCAUGUAAAAGUUUUGGCUCAUGCUGUAACAUAUAAAACUGCAAUCAACUUCCA
Actinia tenebrosa (Australian red waratah sea anemone) is the source of this 3840-nucleotide messenger RNA. RefSeq lists its product as uncharacterized. Lineage: Eukaryota; Metazoa; Cnidaria; Anthozoa; Actiniaria; Actiniidae. The record is from RefSeq and is a predicted model, not a curated record.